This is a messenger RNA of Myripristis murdjan (pinecone soldierfish), 1322 nucleotides long. It is a transcript of the gene ubfd1, whose product is annotated as ubiquitin family domain containing 1. The transcript has 7 exons. The record is from RefSeq and is a predicted model, not a curated record. Gene Ontology annotation, molecular function: cadherin binding; RNA binding. Bases 124 to 987 code for a protein of 287 amino acids. NCBI's taxonomy places the organism in Eukaryota, Metazoa, Chordata, Actinopteri, Holocentriformes, Holocentridae.
AUGUACACGUGCGCAUGAGCGAUACGUUACUUCUAGCCGACUCAUGCUUCCUGAAUACCAGUCUGUCAUCCUCUCUUAUGCAAUAUCUUUGCCACAACCUCCAACAGAUUGUACACAAUCAUCAUGGCGACCCAGGAUGGAAGUGAAGAAGUCAUAAUGGAAACUGAGGCAAAGCCAAAAGAAGUGGAACCACUUUGUGAAAAUGUGGAAAAAGGCGACCCAGGAAAUGUGUCUCACACAGAUGGAGGACUCGCCACAACUCAGGACUCUAGUAUUAGCAAUGGAGAUGGUGCGGACGAUAAGCAGGAAAUGGUGGACCUGAAGAUUAUCUGGAACAAGAUUAAAUAUGACCUGAAAAUUCCCAUUGACAGCACCGGAGCCAAACUGAAAGAGAGGAUCCAUUCACUCACUGGUCUUCCACCGGCAAUGCAGAAAGUGAUGUACAAGGGAUUACUUCCAGAGGACAAGACGCUACGUGAAAUAAAGAUUACUAAUGGUGCAAAAAUAAUGGUGGUAGGAUCCACAAUAAAUGAUGUAUUAGCUGUGAACACGCCCAAAGAGGUAAUUCAGCAGGAAGUUAAAGCUGAAGAAAACAAAAAGGAGCCUUUAUGCAGGCAAAAGCAACACAGGAAAGUUUUGGACAAAGGUAAACCUGACGACAUAAUGCCAGCUGUUAAAGGAACAAAGGAACGUUUACCAACAGUGCCUUUAUCCGGAAUGUAUAACAAAUCCGGAGGAAAAGUUAGACUCACUUUCAAACUGGAGCAGGAUCAAUUGUGGAUUGGAACUAAGGAGAGAACGGAGAAAGUCCCAAUGGGCUCCAUAAAAAACGUAGUGACCGAACCCAUUGAAGGCCAUGAGGACUAUCACAUGAUGGCAUUUCAGCUGGGUCCAACAGAAGCUUCUCAAUACUGGGUCUACUGGGUGCCUGCACAGUUUGUCGAUGCAAUCAAAGACACAGUCCUUGGAAAAUGGCAGUAUUUCUAAUGUGCCUCUAUUUUUGACAAUGACAAACUGGGAUUGAGAAGAGGAGCCAGAUAUUAAAAAAAAAAAAAAAAAAGAAAGAAAGAAACUGGAGACAACAGUGAGGCUUAAGGAACUUCUUGGAAUAUAUUAGAAGGAAACUGAAGGAUGCCUGUGGACUAAUCAUACUCUUUUUAGGUUUAAAGUGCACUAUGUGGCAGUAUCACAUUUCUCAGCCCAGUUGAUCAUUCUUGGGUUUCAGCAAGAUCCAAGGGAAAACAAUGAAACAAUUGUACAGAAAUUGCUAACACUUUUCCUCAGUUAUUCUUAAAGAAAUAAAACUUAUUUAAGGAAAUUAA